AUGACUUCUCAAGCACUCACUCUUCCACUUCUCCGUGGCACUACUACAUUAGAAGCUGCCCUUGAACAAGAGGAAAACAUGCUUCUCGACUUAGCUUACCCUGAGCUACGACUAGAUUUCUUUGUCUGGCUCAGCAUUCACCGUGCAGACAUCGAGGAUACAGUUUCGUAUCAUUUAGGCUUGACGAGGUCGGAGAUAUGCCGGCUCGGAGAAGUGAGAGAGUGGAUAAAUGGCAGUUUCAAUGUUUGCAUACCAGUUUAUGUUGACAACUGGCACAAGCAUCCUGGGAGGCGAGUCAUGAUCAGAUUCCCCUUGCCUUACAAGAUAGGAGAAUCCACAUAUCCUGGCAACGCCGACGAGAAACUCCGCUGUGAGGUCGCUACAUUCAUUUGGAUACAAGAGCAUUGUGCACAUAUUCCUAUACCUUACCUAUGGGGAUUUGGAUUUGUCGGUGGCUAGAGUGUAUGGAGUCUAAAAGCCCUACAAUCUUUACUCUGAAGUUGAUUCUGACCCGUAUAGUUCACAAAACCUCAUAGCGUAUCUUUGAAAACCAGACUGGUUUGGUAGCUUCGACGGCACAUAUCAUCCCUCUUCGGAUCUACCCUACCUUAGCGUUAUAUAAGACACCGACGUCACUCUCUUUUAGAGCAUGGAUAUCUAAUCAUAGACUAUAUCGAGGGCACAGGCGUAAAGAUGCUCUCAGAGACAUGGGACGAAUUUCGACAUUGCGCAGUUCGAAGGAAAAACCUCUAUAGAGACUUAUCCCGUAUCAUGCUCUUGUUGAGUCAAUCGCCACUGCCGCGUAUUGGAUCAUGGACAUUAGACUCAAACGGAAUCCUACAGCUUAGCAACCGUCCUUUGACCCUUCGGCUUCAACAAUUAGAGAAUGAGGGGGUUUCGACCAACAUAGAUAGAAGCUUGACUUACUCGGCAACUGAUGCUUAUUAUCUCGAUCUUCUAUCAUGCCAUGACAGUCGCAUUCGCCAUCAACCAAACUCCUUGAAUGAUGAAAGCGACGGCCGUGCCCAGAUGGCAAAUUUGAUAAUCAUGCGGGCCCUCCUUUCACAUUUCACGAACCGAGACUUCCGCCAUGGACCUUUCCUUUUGACGCUCACAGACCUCCAUCAGAGUAACAUCUUCGUGGAUGAUGAUUGGAAUAUCAAAUGCCUAAUAGACCUUGAGUGGGCAUGCUCACUGCCUGUGGAGACAAUGCGCCCUCCAUAUUGGCUGACUAGCCGUCCAGUAGAUGAUCUUGUUGGUCAACACCUUGAUAGCUUCAGCAAGGCACAUGGUGAAUUUACGGAGAUUUUUGAGGAAGAGGAGAAAUCCCUCCCUUCGGGAGAUGGUGUUGCUUCAUACCGUACAAAGAUCAUGAGUAAAGGUUGGAAGAUCGGAAACUUUUGGUAUUUCCAAGCCCUAGAUAGUCCAAAAGGAUUGUAUAAUAUUUUUCGCGAUCACAUUCAGUCAAUAUUUGCACCCUCUCAUAAUACUGACUCGGAUUUCCCUCGGAUUGUAUCAGAAUAUUGGGCUGUGGGAGUCAACGAUAUUAUAAGUGCCAAGCUUCAAGACAAGGAAGCGUACGAAAGAAUGCUACGCCAGAAAUUCGAGAAUGUCCCCGGCAAUACUUGAAAGUAUGUUAUUGAGCAUCAUUGAGAUUUAAUGAUUUUAUGUAGUUUAAAGUUUGACGUUGUCAAAUUGUAUUCGCUAAGUUCAUGAUUCUGCUCUUCCUUACGGACCCUACCUAUCUUUUACUAAGCUACGGCCCUAUCCUCUCCUCCUGGCAUCAUCCCCCGCUCUAUCUUCCUUGCCUCGUUCUUGCUUCAUUUCCCGAAACUGACAGUUGUUUUGCCGUUGUUUCGUCAAGGAGAUCUUUGGUAACAUCCUCCCGAGCCUUGCGCUUUCUCCUUUCUUCCGCGGCGGCUUUAGCAGCUGCUGAAGCAGCUGCCUUUUUCUUGGCAGAAAGUUUUGCGUCGUUUUUGUUGGGCAUUUUAAUUUCUGUAUUUAAGCCA
Sclerotinia trifoliorum is the source of this 2009-nucleotide messenger RNA. The record is from the annotation of a GenBank genome assembly. NCBI's taxonomy places the organism in Eukaryota, Fungi, Ascomycota, Leotiomycetes, Helotiales, Sclerotiniaceae.